Talaromyces proteolyticus is the source of this 881-nucleotide messenger RNA. RefSeq names its product 23 kDa subunit of putative NADH-quinone oxidoreductase. The transcript has 4 exons. The record is from RefSeq and is a predicted model, not a curated record. Gene Ontology annotation, cellular component: membrane. Gene Ontology annotation, molecular function: NADH dehydrogenase activity; 4 iron, 4 sulfur cluster binding. The coding region runs from base 71 to 697 and encodes 208 amino acids. Gene Ontology annotation, biological process: mitochondrial electron transport, NADH to ubiquinone; mitochondrial respiratory chain complex I assembly. NCBI's taxonomy places the organism in Eukaryota, Fungi, Ascomycota, Eurotiomycetes, Eurotiales, Trichocomaceae.
CUCACAGCAUACCGUCCGUCGUGUCUUGACCUUCGCCCUCCGCUCCCACCCCCUCGCGACUUCUCUCAUCAUGGCCUCGUCGCAGUCGGUAGCGAGGCUGCUCUCUACCCGCCGCCCCGUGGUCGCUGUGCCUUCUGCCACCCUGCGGGCUCUCGCCGCUGCAAACUUCUCGUCACUGCCCCCGCCAAAGCGAUGGGAUCAAUCGGGAGAGUCGUCGUUGGACAAGGCGAGUAAAUACUUCUUGAUGGCAGAACUCUUUCGCGGCAUGUACGUCGUGCUGGAGCAGUUCUUCCGCCCACCUUACACUAUUUUCUAUCCCUUUGAAAAGGGCCCGAUUUCCCCUCGUUUCCGUGGUGAGCACGCUUUGCGUCGGUAUCCAUCUGGUGAGGAGCGCUGCAUCGCUUGCAAGUUGUGCGAAGCCAUAUGCCCCGCCCAGGCCAUCACGAUUGAAGCCGAAGAACGUGAAGAUGGAAGCCGACGGACGACCAGAUAUGAUAUUGAUAUGACCAAGUGCAUCUACUGCGGGUAUUGCCAGGAGAGUUGCCCGGUUGAUGCCAUUGUUGAAUCUCCCAACGCGGAGUAUGCUACCGAGACUCGAGAGGAACUGCUGUAUAACAAGGAGAAGCUUCUGGCUAAUGGUGACAAAUGGGAACCUGAGCUCGCUGCUGUCAUUCGCGCUGAUGCGCCCUACCGAUAGAAGUGUGAUUGGCUGCUUCGUAGCAAUCGAGUCUGCACCUGCAACAAUGUAUAUACCACAACUCGUGAAAUGGUGACAUUCAUCCAUUCGCAUUUCCUUUGUCAGACUACAAGACUUGUUCGCUCUAUUUUAUGUUUGUUAGUAGCAGAAUUUCUGGUUAAUAAAAAGGAGAAUCUUCAUGUAA